Ochlerotatus camptorhynchus is the source of this 2252-nucleotide messenger RNA. RefSeq names its product transcription factor grauzone-like. The record is from RefSeq and is a predicted model, not a curated record. Gene Ontology annotation, molecular function: zinc ion binding; DNA-binding transcription factor activity, RNA polymerase II-specific; RNA polymerase II transcription regulatory region sequence-specific DNA binding. Bases 75 to 2213 code for a protein of 712 amino acids. NCBI's taxonomy places the organism in Eukaryota, Metazoa, Arthropoda, Insecta, Diptera, Culicidae. Gene Ontology annotation, biological process: regulation of transcription by RNA polymerase II. Gene Ontology annotation, cellular component: nucleus. The transcript is spliced from 2 exons.
AUUGCAAUUUUUGCAUCAUACUCAAUUUUUACGAAGAAAAUUCUCCAAAUUAGUGGAUUCAGGAAAUAGUCACCAUGGAUUCAUCCGGUGGCCAGCUGGAGGAUUGCUUCACCUGUCUCCGCCGGACGGAUAACUUUCUGUGUAUUGCCGAACGGGACAAUGUUAGUGGCGAAGAUGUAGCAGCCGUGUUUGCGAAGCACUUCUGGUUUACCAGAGCCGAGUACUGGAACAAAUCGGUGUGCACCAGUUGCUGGGAAAAGAUAGACGAGUUCCAUAAGUUUUACUGCACUGUGGAGAAGGUCCACCAUGGAUCAGCGAUGGUGGCGGCAAUCAAAACAGAAACGAUAGAAUGCGGGGCCGAGCAGGAAUCGAUGGUUUUUGGAGUGGAGGAUGAUUCGAUGGAUGAUCCGGAUAGGGGCCAGAUUUUUGUGGAAGCGGUUUGUAAGGUAGAGGUGAAGCAGGAAGAUACUGAGGGGGAGAGGUCAUCCGUGGGGAAAGAGAUUGAAACCAGUUCGGAUGAGGAGGAAGAACCUGGUGCAAGGAACGAAGAUUUUCUCGACGAGAGCGCAGAGGCAUCCGAUUCGGAUGUUCCUCUGGCGAAGCGUCUGGCUGCGAUAAAAAGGAAGCGAGCCGUUAGCAAACGAACCAAAAAGACAAAGCUCAGGAAGGAGAAGGCAGAUAAUAAGGAAAUGAAUGAAUUUAUUCGGCAGGAGAUGGACAUUACCUGCCACAAGUGUGCCGAAAUGGGUAUAGAGAACGAUGAAGUUUUUGAAUCGUUCUAUCGAUUGAGAGUACAUUUCAAGAAGGUUCACGACACGUACGGGUAUGUGUACUGUUGCAAUCGAAAGUGGACUACCAAGACCGCAUUGGUGGAACAUCUGAGGAAUCACGAACCAACGAAGAGCGAUCGGAGCCGUUGCGUGGAGUGCAAUUGCAUUUUCAAGGACAAAAGCAGUUACGCGAAUCACAUGUUUCUGGUACAUACGCCUGAGGACCAGAAGCAAUUCAAGUGCGAUCAGUGUGCGAAGGCUUUCGCGGCGGAAGAUCUCCUGAACAGUCACAUCAAAUGGCACGAGGAAGUCGAGAAGAAGAACCACCACUGCACGAUUUGUAACAAGUACUUCCUAAGUGUGAGGAAUUUGGAGAAUCACAAUUUGAGUCAUCAUCAGUUUGGGGAAAGUUCCAACCAGGACAUGGCCAUGGGAGACAUGGCUUCAGAGCUUCAACCGGAAGCGGCGAAACUCAAACGAACGGCGGAGGACUUAGCCAAAGAGGACGAUUUGAUUAAGAAGUUCGUCGCCCUAAACUGCUCCAAAUGUGACUUUGUUGGUGAGACCUACAACAAAUUGUCCUAUCACGCCCUGAAGGUCCACAACAUGAGUACGCAUGCGGUGAUUUGCUGCGAUAAGAAGUUUGGAAAACGGCAACGACUGUACGAACACUGCCUAAGGCAUCUGAAUCCAGACCACUUCAAGUGCGAUAUCUGCGGUAAAACCUACGCGGACAGUUCCGGUUUGCAGAUUCACAAAUGGUGGAUACACACUCCGAUUUCGGAACGGCCGUUCAAAUGUGACAUCUGCGGGGCUGCCUUCGUUAAAGAUUACCUCCUGAAACAGCACACCAAUUGGCACGUUAACAAGGAGCGAAAGACACACUUCUGCGAGAUUUGCAACAAGGCUUACUCGAAUUCGAUGCAGCUGAAGGCUCACCAACAGAAGAAGCAUGAUGCCGUGUGCGACUGGGUUUGCGACAUUUGCGCCAAAGGGUUCACUCACCGGGCACUGCUCGAGGAACACCGGCUGACGCACACCGAGGAGGGGCUGGCCAGUUUGAAGAUGCAGUGCGAAAAGUGCCAGCGAUGGCUGAUCAACAAGAAGAGCUACCUGCGCCAUCGACGGCGCUGCUACGACACGACUGGCCCGGUCAAGUGCGACAUCUGCGGCAAGGAGUCGGUCAACGAGGCGGCACUGAUGGGCCACAAGAACUUCCACCACUCCAAUCGGCCGAUGUACACGUGUACCUUCUGUGGAAAGGUGUGCAAGACGCAGCUGCGGAUGAAAGAGCACGAAGCAACACACACGGGAGUGGUGCUGUACCAGUGUCCGUUUUGUCCGAGGACGUCCAACUCUAGCUCCAAUAUGUACACCCACAAGAAGACGGCUCACCCGGAGAAGUGGGCCGAAGAAGUUUCCGCAAGAUUCUAUACUAGGUAAAUAGUCAGCUGGAGAUGACUUAUGAAUGAUUCUGCAUCA